GCUCUGUGUCGCCCGCUCAAGGUCCUCCCACCCCGGCCUCGCCGCGCACGCCGUCCUGGUCGGGCCACUGUCCUCGGAGCCGUUGGCCGGGGUGGGGGUGGCGUCGGUGGCCACUGGAACCUCUGCGGUGGAGGACGGCUCCUCUGCGGCGCCCUUUCCAAGAGUGGGACCUGGGCUUCCAGCCCCCAUCCCGCCCCGAAUCCUGCCCUGCUGACUUCUCCCAAGAGGCGGUGGGUAGCCCAGGGGUGAGGGGAGAGGUACUGGGGCUGCCUGCACCGUGGAAAAGCAGGAGCAGGAGAGCCCUGAGCCCCCAAAUCAAGUCCCCAGGAGGUCGGGACAAGCUGAAAUGGGGCCAACUCUCCAAGAGGAAGUGCCCCAGGGUCAGUGUGAAGGCAGAGGGGACUGGUGGGGAGGCCUAGAGAUUUCCCGGCUGCCAGGACCUCUCCUGAGGGCAAGGAACUGGGAGCAGCUGUCCAGGUGGAGACUGGAAAGAAUUCCAGGCAGAGGGGAGGAGCAGACAGCCUUGGUAAAGGCCCUGAGGUGUGGACCCAGUCGAUGGGGCUCUCAGCAGCCUGGCAGCCCCACAGCCUGGUGAAACCCCAGGGUCGGAUCACAGGGCCUUAGGCACGAGGCCAGGAGUCCAGCCGCACACUGGAACCUUGAGAUCACUGAGAGCUCUAGCUGGGGUCUGCGGGAACCAGUGUAGAUUCUCGUGAACCUUCCACCCCACUGUCCCCCACCCCAGCCCUCCUGCUACCCCUGGGCCUGAAGCACAUGGCUGACAGAUGAGGGCAGGUGGCCCCAAGGGGAAGGGGAAGGUUGGAGUCGCUGCCAGACUGAGUGUACCACUGCCUCCUCCCCUAGCCCCAGGGCCCUCCCAGGCCAGAGAGGAGCCAGACACCUACAAGGCUCAGGUGGCCUUUUGCCCUGAGCAAGUUGGCGUGAGAACCGGCUAUCAGGAUAGCCGGAAGGUGGAUGCAACCCAAGUGUUCAUCGAUGGGUGAUGGAUAAACACAAUGUGGUCCACCCAUACAGAAGAAUAUGAUUCAGCCUUGCAAAGGAAGAAAUUCUGACAACUGCUAUAGCCUGGGGGAACUUAGAGGAUAUCAUGCCUCUUCUUCGAGGGGCCAGGCAAUGAUGCUGACUGUCACCCGCAGAAGACGACCUGGACAGGGACCGCCUCUCUUCACAGCUCCUGGCCCCACCCUGGGAAGCACGCAGAUGUCAGCUGUCAGAGGUCUGCUGCCCACGGGCAGGGAGCCCAGAAGGCCCUGCCUGGCCUCGAUGCUGUGGGGGUCCAGCAAGUACCUGGAGAAUGAGUGGGUGUGUGUACCAGCGAGCUGAUGGGUGAAUGAGUGAUACCCCAGACCUCAGAGCGAGUGAGGAUGUCGAGCCCGGGCAUCAACGGCGACCCCAAGCCUCCAUGCCUGCCUCGAAACGGCCUGGUGAAGCUGCCCGGGCAGCCCAACAGCCUGGGCACAGCCAGCAUCACCAAGGGCACUCCAGCUGCCAAGAACCGCCCCUGCCAGCCGCCACCCCCUCCCACCCUCCCGCCACCCAGCCUGGCUGCCCCGCUGCCCCGGGCUGCUCUGGCCGGGGGCCUGUGCCCCCCGGGGGGGCUCCCCCUUGGUGGACCAGCCUCAGCCCCGGUGCCCGGGCCCCCGGCAGAGCGGCCACCACUAGCCACAGACGAAAAGAUCCUCAAUGGCCUCUUCUGGUACUUCUCGGCCUGCGAGAAGUGCGUGCUGGCCCAGGUGUGCAAGGCCUGGCGGCGCGUGCUCUACCAGCCCAAGUUCUGGGCGGGCCUGACGCCUGUGCUGCACGCCAAGGAGCUCUACAACGUGCUGCCUGGCGGUGAGAAGGAGUUCAUGAACCUGCAGGGCUUUGCUGCGCGAGGCUUUGAGGGCUUCUGCCUGGUCGGCGUCUCCGACCUGGACAUCUGCGAGUUCAUCGACAACUACGCCCUCUCCAAGAAGGGCGUCAAGGCCAUGAGCCUCAAGCGGUCCACCAUCACGGAUGCUGGCCUCGAGGUGAUGCUGGAGCAGAUGCAGGGUGUAGUACGCCUCGAGCUGUCCGGCUGCAACGACUUCACCGAGGCUGGGCUGUGGUCCAGCCUGAGCGCGCGCAUCACCUCGCUGAGCGUCAGCGACUGCAUCAACGUGGCCGACGACGCCAUCGCAGCCAUCUCGCAGCUGCUGCCCAACCUGGCUGAGCUGAGCUUGCAGGCCUACCACGUGACGGACACGGCGCUGGCCUACUUCACGGCGCGUCAGGGCCACAGCACGCACACGCUGCGCCUGCUCUCCUGCUGGGAGAUAACCAACCACGGCGUGGUCAACGUGGUGCACAGCCUGCCCAACCUUACCGCGCUCAGCCUCUCAGGCUGCUCCAAGGUCACCGACGACGGCGUCGAGCUUGUGGCCGAGAACUUGCGCAAGCUGCGCAGCCUCGACCUCUCAUGGUGCCCGCGCAUCACCGACAUGGCGCUGGAGUACGUUGCCUGCGAUCUGCACCGCCUGGAGGAGCUCGUGCUGGACAGGUGUGUUCGCAUCACGGACACUGGCCUGAGCUAUUUGUCCACCAUGUCGUCCCUCCGCAGCCUCUACCUGCGAUGGUGCUGCCAGGUGCAGGACUUCGGGCUGAAGCACCUCCUGGCCAUGAGGAGUUUGCGUCUCUUGUCUCUGGCAGGCUGCCCACUGCUGACCACCACGGGGCUGUCGGGCCUGGUGCAGCUGCAGGAGCUGGAGGAGCUGGAGCUGACCAACUGCCCUGGGGCCACCCCUGAGCUCUUCAAGUACUUCUCGCAGCACCUGCCCCGCUGCCUCGUCAUCGAGUAGCGCGGGGCCUCCCGCCCCCGUUGCAGGAACCCGCCGCGCUCCCGGCGGGGCGCGGGGGCGCGGCUGAGCCCCCUCUCCCAGCCCUGCGCUCAGGAGAGCCCCCGCGCCCUCGGCCCGCGCGGGAGGCGGGGCGAACCGAGGAGAGGCCCCGCCUCAGCCCCCGCCCCUCCGCUCGUGGCCCCGCCCCGGGCAGGGAGGGGCGGCGGGCGGGGCCAGCCCCACCCACGCACGCACGCACGCACACUCGGGGACUUUGUGCAUGCCCCUCGUGCCCGCACUGCACGCCUGCCCUUCACACGCCACGCUCGCUUCCAUCGUCUGCCAGCCCGCUGCGGAGGGCCGGGGCGCGGUCCUGGGGGCGCUUUGAGCUCGCCAGACGGCCGCCCUUACCGCCUUCCCCGCCCCCCUGCCCCCCGCUCUGUUACCCGCUGUCCCCCCAUCCCGGGCAGGGCCCAGGGGGAUUAACUGGGGUUGGGUCCCCCAGGACACAGGGGCCCGGAAGCGCCCCCAGGGCUUCCCGCAUCUUCCACUGCACCGCACUUGGAGCCCUUCGAGGGGCGCGAGGGGUAAACAGGCCACCCCAAAGCCAUGGCCCGCCGCCGCCCAGGAGCCUAAGCCCCACCCACCCUUCCCCUAACACGCCAGCGUGGCCCAAGCGACCUGCCCUCUUCCUUGCCAUUGUGUGAGGCAGUCUCCUGUUCGCCCCGCUCCCACCCGCAGGUCUACAGGUCCUUGGCCCUGGCCAGGCUAGGGGAGAAUUGGGGUGGGAGAGGGGCAGACUGACUGAGUGACAGUGACCUUGGCAUAAUCAACAUUAGCCCAGGCGGUUCCAGUCCACCUCAACCCAGGGGUGGCAAAGCCACCUUGAGAGACCCUAAGCUGGAGCGACCCUCAGGGCCUGCAGGCCUUGAGAGCAGUCCUAGGUGGACCCCACACCACAGCCCCUGUAGCCAGCUGGGCUCAGACUCCUCAGUGCUACACUUCACCCUGGGCAGGUCUCCAUCAGGGGUAAGCUGGAAAAGUGGGCCCCAGCCAAGGCUCAGGGUCAGCGCCAGACAGCAACUGAUCUUCCAGUGGCCAGCACACCCUCAGCACCCAGAGGAGAGAGGGCUCCUUCCUAGCCGCCCCCCAACCCUCCACAGCUUCCCAAACCUCUGCCUGCCCAAAUGGGCGCUGACCGUGUUCUGUCCGAUCCCAAGACAUGUGGAAGCCCUGGGGGAUGCUGGCACAUCUUAGCAAUUGCUGAGGAGGGGGCUGGGACCCCUUUCCAUCCAUCCUUGAGCCCCAGGAGAUACAGCACACACAUUCAAUCUUGGGACACCCCCCCCAUCUGGUUGGAAGAGAGUAACCAGUUUCCAGAGAGCCAGAGAGUGAGAGAGAGAGAGAAAGAGCGAGCGAGCGAGCGAGAGAUGCUGUUGAAGCAAAGAAACAGUUCAACAGCCCAAAGAUUUUCCCGCGCCUGGAGUGCCGGCCAGAGGCUCCGGGGCUGAGGGGUCAGGAGCCAGUUUCUUCAGCCCCUCCUCCCCGCAGCUCCCUAGUGGGGAGGGGGCAGCUGUCCAUUUGUCCAAAGUAUUAAUGCAACUGAAGCUGUGACAUUUCCAACGACUGUAGAAAGAAAAAUUAAGGGGAGAGAGGAAAACAAAACCAACCAACCCCUAAAAUCAUUUUCUUAUUGUACAUAACGACCUCAUUCUCCUGUAUAUGCGGAAGAUAUAACCUUAUAUUUGGUAAGUGUUUCUUGUGCUAUUUUAUCAUGUGAACUGUUUAUAAAAAUAUAUAUUAAAAAAGUUGUAA
Molecule: messenger RNA, 4631 nt
Organism: Diceros bicornis minor
Lineage: Eukaryota; Metazoa; Chordata; Mammalia; Perissodactyla; Rhinocerotidae
Gene: FBXL16
Product: F-box and leucine rich repeat protein 16
Exons: 7
Coding region: 1386-2837 (483 amino acids)
Biological process (GO): SCF-dependent proteasomal ubiquitin-dependent protein catabolic process
Cellular component (GO): SCF ubiquitin ligase complex
Molecular function (GO): protein binding
Source: RefSeq, a predicted model, not a curated record